CUCUCUCUCUCUCUCUCUCUCUCUCUCUCUCUCUCUCUCUCUCUCGCUGCGCUCGCUGAUUCUAGAGUAUCCGGAUUGGAAGUGAGAGAUUCGCGUUUCCUGAAUUAUCAAGUGAAUUCAACUUCUCUUGCAGAUCUUUCAUUUAUUUCGUCCCGUUCUGGUGAUCUUCUUUUCGUAGUUAUUCCUUUGUUAGUUGUGAAUUAAGGAGUAAUUUUAUCGAUCUAUGGCGCUUGUAACGAUUAGAAUACUUUGCUUGUUCUGAAGCACCUUUUUGACGAUGGCUCUACUUCUGGCGUCACGUGACUGUGAAUAUGUUAUUAUCCCCAGCCGUACUGGCCAUUUUAUUUCAAUUUGUUCUUUUUUGGUGGUGUUUGUAGGGCUUUAUUGUGUCCUGAAUGAUUUUUAUUUAUUUUUCAUAGCAUUAAUCAGGGUAACUAGUCAAGAUUGAUCUUCUGUCAACCGCUUGCAGGUUUAAUUUUCGUCAAGCCAGCGUUAUUGGGGUUUUUUGAUUUCGUAGAAAGCUCUGAAUUUGAAAUUUUGAAGUAGAUAGCUAGUUUGUUUUCUUUGUUCAAAUGCUUCUAUUUUUGGUUUUCAUUCUGUUUCUAGUCGAAGAUGUUACAUUGAAUUAUUCCCGUGUGUUGAAUGUGUGAUCAGCUUUAGACUAUUAUUAAUUUAGGUUGUGUUGGAGUAGGUUCAUUUGACCUUAAAAUUCCAAAUCCAUUGUUUGCUUACAUAAUUGUUGGAACGUGGAAGCAUUUGGAUCUGGACCCAAAAAAUUGAAGGAUUUGAAAUGAGGCAAUGAGUAAACCUUCACCAGGGACAUUGAGGUCAUCCGCAGGUAAAAGAAGGUUGCAAGAGUUAUUGCGUCAAAGUGAUAAUCGUUUCUGUGCUGAUUGUGGUGCUCCAGACCCCAAGUGGGCGUCAGCCAAUAUUGGGGUGUUUAUAUGCUUAAAAUGCUGUGGUGUGCACAGAAGCCUUGGUGUACAUAUCUCAAAGGUGUUGUCUGUGACAUUAGAUGAAUGGUCUGAUGAUGAAAUUGAAGCAAUGAUUGAGGUUGGAGGGAAUGCUUCUGCUAAUUCCAUCUAUGAGGUUUCUAUUCCUCAGGGGUACUCAAAGCCUGGGCCUGAUUCUUGUAAUGAUGAACGUGUAAAGUUUAUCAGGUCUAAGUAUGAGCUGCAAGAAUUUUUGAAACCUAGCUUGCGGAUCUUGUCAGGAUCUUCCAAAAGUAACUCUAUUCAAUCAAGUUCAUCCAAAUCGAUUAUGGAGAGUUUUCAAAGUCCAUUUUCAUCACAGAAAACGGAAGGCAUGGUGGAAUUUAUUGGAUUGUUGAAGAUAAAAGUAUUAAAAGGCACAAAUUUAGCAGUCAGAGACAUGCUAUCAAGUGAUCCUUACGUUGUCUUGACUCUUGGCCAGCAGAAAGCUCAAACAAGUGUAAGGAAGAGCAACUUGAAUCCUGUUUGGAAUGAGGAACUCAUGCUUUCAGUUCCUCAGAAUUAUGGACCCUUAAAAGUGGAAGUGUACGAUCAUGACACGUUCUCAGCUGAUGAUGUUAUGGGGGAAGCUGAGGUCGAUAUCCAACCAAUGAUAACCUCAGCAAUGGCAUAUGGUGAUCCCGAAAUGUUUGGGAACAUGCAGAUUGGGAAAUGGCUGAAGUCGCAUGACAAUGCCCUCAAAGAGGACAGCAUUGUAAACAUAGUUGAUGGCAAGGUGAAGCAGGAAAUAUUCCUCAAGCUCCAGAAUGUGGAGUCCGGAGAGCUAGAUCUAGAACUAGAGUGGAUAGCGCUUGAUCAAUAGGGAUAAGCGUAAAGAACUAUUGCCCCUUUUACCAUUACCAAAUAGAACUCGAAUGUUGUAUUAUUGUUUGUACUUUGUAUGAAAACCAUGGCAAGCUGUUGCUUCCUUCUUUUGUAUUUAUCAUCAGUAUCAGUUGUCCCCAUUUCUGGAUA
Messenger RNA from Diospyros lotus (date-plum), 1946 nucleotides. Its product is annotated as ADP-ribosylation factor GTPase-activating protein AGD12-like. The transcript has 9 exons. NCBI's taxonomy places the organism in Eukaryota, Viridiplantae, Streptophyta, Magnoliopsida, Ericales, Ebenaceae. The coding region runs from base 799 to 1794 and encodes 331 amino acids. Gene Ontology annotation, molecular function: phospholipid binding; GTPase activator activity. The record is from RefSeq and is a predicted model, not a curated record.